Malassezia japonica is the source of this 708-nucleotide messenger RNA. RefSeq names its product ribonuclease P. Gene Ontology annotation, molecular function: ribonuclease P RNA binding. Lineage: Eukaryota; Fungi; Basidiomycota; Malasseziomycetes; Malasseziales; Malasseziaceae. The record is from RefSeq and is a predicted model, not a curated record. The transcript has a single exon. Gene Ontology annotation, biological process: rRNA processing; tRNA 5'-leader removal. Bases 1 to 708 code for a protein of 235 amino acids. Gene Ontology annotation, cellular component: ribonuclease MRP complex; ribonuclease P complex.
AUGGACGCUGCGGAGGCCUGGCAGGCGGUCCUCCAGCAGGACGCGGGGACCGCCGCGCACUACGAGAGCCGCGUGCAGGGGCGCCGCGUGCAGCUCGAGAAUGUCGACCGCGCGGCGCCGAAGCCGGCGUCGGAGAUGCUCGCGCGCCAGGUGCGGCGUGCAGAAGGGCGCGCACGCCGCGCGGCACACAUGGCCCAGCGCCGAACGCCGCGGCACGCACACACCGUGCGCCCGAACCAAGUGUCCUACGCGCAGGCCGAGCCGCUGCAUGCGCUCUGGACGACCUACGCACAGGAGCUGCUGGGGCUGCCCGAGCUGGGCGCAGACGAAAAGGCACUGCGCUCCGCUCUGACGAACACCUCGCAUGUGCAAAACAUGCAAAACACCCUGCUCAAGGCAGACUGGAUCGGCGCACACGUCGAGGUCGUGCAGUCGACCAACCCCACCCUCGUCCACCUCGCAGGGAUCAUUGUACAGGAAACGCACGAAGCACUCCACAUAGUCGUGCGCGGCGACGCGCGCGUACGCCUCGUCCCGAAACAAAACUCGGUGUUUCGUAUGGAGAUUGCCGCAUCCGACGCGGCCGACGCACCGCGCUUGCGGCUGGAUUUGUACGGGAACCAGCUGCGUUAUACCCUCCCAGCACGUGCCACACGCAAGCACAAGGCGCGCAAGACCAUUGAGCUCGACCGGACCGCGGCGGGGUAG